This is a messenger RNA of Aspergillus melleus, 873 nucleotides long. RefSeq names its product nucleosome assembly factor ASF1 (gene asf1). Lineage: Eukaryota; Fungi; Ascomycota; Eurotiomycetes; Eurotiales; Aspergillaceae. The record is from RefSeq and is a predicted model, not a curated record. The transcript is spliced from 4 exons. Gene Ontology annotation, molecular function: histone binding. The coding region runs from base 1 to 873 and encodes 290 amino acids. Gene Ontology annotation, cellular component: nucleus. Gene Ontology annotation, biological process: nucleosome assembly; nucleosome disassembly; DNA replication-dependent chromatin assembly.
AUGUCGGUUGUCUCUCUCCUCGGGGUCAAGAUCCUGAACAACCCCGCCCCUUUCCUCUCUCCUUAUCAAUUUGAGAUCACUUUCGAGUGUCUCGAGUCGCUGCAAAAAGAUUUGGAAUGGAAACUCACCUACGUCGGUUCCGCGACCUCCUCCGAAUAUGACCAAGAGCUCGACUCUCUUCUCGUCGGACCCAUCCCUGUCGGUGUCAACAAGUUCAUUUUUGAAGCCGAUCACCCUGACCUGAAGCGCAUUCCUACGUCGGAAAUCCUCGGUGUGACGGUCAUUCUCCUUACUUGCAGCUACGACGGCCGAGAGUUCGUUCGAGUGGGUUACUACGUGAACAAUGAAUACGACUCGGAGGAGCUUGCCACCGAGCCGCCCGCGAAGCCUAUCAUCGAACGCAUUCGUCGGAAUAUCCUUGCUGAGAAGCCCAGAGUGACCCGAUUUGCGAUCAAAUGGGACUCGGAGGAAUCUGCUCCCGCCGAAUACCCCCCUGACCAGCCCGAAGCCGACAACCUGGACGACGACAGUGGUGCCUACGGUGCCGAAGAAGCCGAGCUUGAAGCCGCUCUGGUCAAAGAACUCGCCGACUCUGAGAAGGAACCGGCCCCCAAGACUGAAGAUCACGACAUGGAGGGCACCGAGCCGGCCGCCGUCAAGGAAGAAGAAGAGGAAGACAUCUCUGACGCCGAGAGUGAGGACAUCGAAGACGAAAGUGACGACGAUGACGACGAUCUCGACGAAGAGGAUGGCGGCGAUGGCGACGAGGACGUCGAGAUGGGCGACGACUCCGAACAGAAAGACGAGUCUGCCAACGGCAAGGCCAACCCUUCGGCUCAGCAACCCCAUCAGUCGGAAGUGAUGGUUCACUGA